Molecule: messenger RNA, 1509 nt
Organism: Nylanderia fulva
Lineage: Eukaryota; Metazoa; Arthropoda; Insecta; Hymenoptera; Formicidae
Source: RefSeq, a predicted model, not a curated record
AUGCGCGUGCUUCGACAGCUCGCGCUUGAUGAAGGUGCAAAGUUUCCUGCCGCGGUACCGAUCGUCAAUGAUUCCAUUUACGUGGACGACGCAUUGUUCGGAGCAAACGAUAUCGAUUCGUUAAUAAAUAGGCGAACUCAGCUCGCUGAGCUAAUGAGGCGCGGAGGUUUUUCACUUCGUAAAUGGGCUUCAAACUGUAGCGAGCUUCUUGACGAUUUAUCCAGCGAUCAAUCGGACGUUACCGAUCACCUUAUCCUAAAGGACGAAACGUUGAAAAUACUCGGAUUAUCAUGGCUCCCUACGGAAGACUCCUUCCGCCUUACAGUGAAAUUUAAUUUUCCUACCGCGUUAACUAAGCGUUCAAUCCUGUCGUGCAUCGCGAGCUUGUAUGACCCCCUCGGAUGGGCUGCGCCGGUUGUAAUAAACGCAAAAAUCAUUCUGCAAGAGCUAUGGCUUUUACAUUGCGACUGGGAUGCUCCGCUUCCGAACGAAUUGAGUCAACGGUGGAAUGCUUUCGCUUCCGAGUUCCCGCAAUUAGAAUCCGUUAGAAUUCCUCGGUGGACGGGUCAGAGCCCUGAUAAUCUCGCGUUAGAAAUACAUGGAUUCGCCGACGCUUCAAAUCGCGCGUACGCUACGGUCGUAUAUUUGCGCGUUUUCCAUUCUCUUUCGGAAUACCGUGUUAGCUUGAUCGUUGCGAAGUCGAAGGUGGCUCCCGUCAAGACUGUUAGCAUUCCGCGGCUCGAGCUCAACGCCGUCGUUUUAUUGAGUCGACUCGUUAAGUGGGUAAUUAAGUCAUUAAAUAUUAUUCAUUGUCCGAUCCAUUGUUGGACGGACUCCACGAUCGCGUUGGCAUGGUUACGCCAACAUCCAUCGAAAUGGACUACGUACGUAGCAAACAGAGUAUCCGAGGUGCAGUGUAAUCUACCCUCGGCCAAAUGGAAUCACGUACCGUCCAAAGACAAUCCGGCCGACUGUGCAUCCAGAGGGUUGUACGCAUCCAAGUUAGUCUCACAUCCGUUAUGGUGGGCGGGCCCGCCUUGGCUUCAAUGGCCUUCAACAGCGUGGCCGCCACAUAACAUUGCUUCUCCGAUCUCCACGGAGUUAACUAAGCAAAUACACUCGGAAAGUCGAAAGUCCACUGUCCUUCACGUGGAAGGUACACCGGAAUGGGAUCUCCCUUAUAGAUACUCCUCCUGGACUAAGCUCAUUCGAGUGACAGCCUACGCUUACAGAUUUAUAUCCCGCUCCGCUAAACAAAGGAAUUUUGAAGCUAAUGUUGCGUUGUCUCUUAACGCGGACGAACUUAAACGCGCGGAAAUGUUUUGGGUCUCAUAUACGCAGAGGAAGUCGUUCGACUCCGAACUCAAAGCAUUAAAGAGAGAAGAAAACCUUCCGCGAAAGAGCCCACUGAAGCCUCUUAAUCCUUUCAUAAGAAAAGAUUCCUUACUACGUUUCGGCGGGCGGUUACGGAAUUCGCACUAUCCUUCGAGGAACAACACCCUAUCUUAA